Messenger RNA from Adineta steineri, 385 nucleotides. Lineage: Eukaryota; Metazoa; Rotifera; Eurotatoria; Adinetida; Adinetidae. The record is from the annotation of a GenBank genome assembly.
UCAUCAAUUUAUUCAACAAUUACCUCAAGGUUAUGAAACAAAAGUUGGAGUGAAAGGUAGUUUUUUAUCGGGUGGUGAAAAACAACGUAUUGCUAUUGCUCGAGUUCUUAUUCGUCGACCUAAAAUAUUAUUGUUAGAUGAAGCUACAAGUGCUAUGGAUCCAUACAAUGAACAAAUAAUACAAGAAACUCUUGAUCAAGCUCAAAUAGAAGAUCCUAAUCGAACAUCAAUUAUUAUUGCACAUCGUCUUUCAACAAUACGUUCAUGUGAUUUAAUAUAUGUAAUUGAAAUGGGUCGUAUAGCUGAAAGUGGUACUCAUACAGAAUUAAUACAAAAACGUGGAAUUUAUUAUAAAAUGUUAAAUACUCAAAAUAAAGUACAAUAA